Sycon ciliatum is the source of this 2774-nucleotide messenger RNA. Its product is annotated as lysophosphatidylcholine acyltransferase 2B-like. The record is from RefSeq and is a predicted model, not a curated record. Bases 274 to 1803 code for a protein of 509 amino acids. The transcript is spliced from 15 exons. Gene Ontology annotation, molecular function: lysophosphatidic acid acyltransferase activity. Gene Ontology annotation, cellular component: endoplasmic reticulum. Lineage: Eukaryota; Metazoa; Porifera; Calcarea; Leucosolenida; Sycettidae.
AUUAACUUUCUAUUCUUUUUACCGGUCCAUGAUUACCGGUACGCGCAUAUUCAACAACAAGCAACGUCUUGGACGUUUUUAUGUCUUCCCUAUUUUUUGUUGCUCGGUUAGCAAGUGGCUACUCCACCCACACGUUAGAUGAGACCAUGCUGACCUACCAAAGUUGAGAUUAGCCAGCCUACCUGCAGCUCCAGCUCUCUUCAAAUCUGUCAACUUUACAACACAUUUCAUUAUUGUAUCCGUUUCCUAGACAUAGAAGUCAACUCUCCAACAAUGGUUAGAAGGUUCCCCGAGCCCGCGGUAUGGAAUCCUUUCAAGCACCGCGUGGCGUUUUCUGGUUUAGAAAUUGUCGAGCUUGUACUGGGCGGUGUGUUUCUACUGCCGCUGCGCAUCCUUGGUAUUAUCGUUGUCUUCCCGCUGGUGUGGCUGACACUGACCAUCCCUACCAUUGGUGUUAAGCCCGGUCAGCACCUUUCUCCAUGGAGAAGAUUCUUUGUGCUAAAUGUCACCACAUAUGCCGUUCGCCUUAUCCUCUUUAUCUGCGGCUUCCUGUGGGUCAAAUAUUCUGGCAAGCGUGCAUCCUACACUGAAGUGCCAGUCAAUGUUGUCGCACCGCAUGUUACUCCUUUUGAUGGCUUUUUCGUCGGUGGUGUGGUGUAUGGCUCGGCAUUGAUCUGCAGUGAUGUCCUGAGCAGUCUCCUAACUAGCCCUAUUGUACCUUGCACGGAAGCCAUUCCUGUCAACCGGGAAAAUGCCCAGCAACGCUCCAAGGUUCUUGAUCUGGUCAAGACGUUCCUGAGCUCACCUGGCCGCCAGACACAUCUGGUGGCAUUUCCAGAAGGCACCUGUGGUGGGGGCAAGUCACUGCUCUCCUUCAGACGUGGCGCUUUCCAGCCUGGUACCGCUGUUCAACCUAUUGUUCUGGACUACAGGGCUCGGCAGUUGAUUUCAGUCUGGUCAUUUGACUGCCAGUCGCCCGCUGUUCAAAUGUUGUUGCAGCUGAGUCGCCUCUACUCACCUCUUCAUAUCAAGUUCUUGGAUGUCUACCGUCCGUCAGAGGCGGAAAAGCAAGAUCCAGUUCUCUAUGCCAACAAUGUUCAAGCUGUUGUGGCAAGAGAGCUGGGCUGUCCAAGCACUCAGCACACUCGUGAUGAUGGCAUGCUGGUGUACAAGGCAUUGCAGCUCGGUCUGCCGGCAGAUGCCGGCUGCGUUGAACUCGGCAUUCUCAAGCAGCAGCUCGGGUUGAGUAUGAGCCAGCUGAAAGAGGCGAUGGCCAGGUUUGCCAGUGUCAACACCGCCAAGAAUGGCCAUGUUACGCAGGCCGAGAUGUCAGCGUAUUUAGCCUGGCCUGUGCAAGGUCAUGUGCCGGAGAUGUUCCGCGAGUACGACACGGGCAAGUGCAAUUACUUGACGUUCCGCGACUUUCUCCUGGGCCUUGUUGACCUAACAUAUGCCGUCCCGGACCAGGAGAAUCUGAAAGUUUCUGCAUUCAAGGCCCUUUCAGGAGGCGCUGACGAAAUAACUGUGGACGGAGUGAGGUCUUUCUUCGAAGAGAAUGACAUUGCUGUCUCAAUUGUAGAAAGCCAGGCACUCCUUAAUAGCUGGAGUGUUCUGAGUGGAGCGCACUCGUCCGGAAAGCUCAAUAAAGACGAGUUCGCAACACUGCUGCGCCGUUGCCCGGAGUAUCUUGUCCUGCUUUUCUGGACGUUGUUCGGUAUGGACGGCUUCCCGCCAGUCACCCCACCAGCAGCAGAAGACAAGCCUGACAGGCGUCGGCGGAAAUCCACCCCAGCUCUCAUCUAGGCCAGUUGGCAUGUUUUGUUUUGUUUUUUUGUGUUAAGCCAAACUACGAUUUUCUCAGCAAUGAUUGCAGGCAUUCAUUGGUGCUUUAGAGCUUGAUAAAUCGAUUGUGGCCUCCUCUGGUAUGCCACUGGCUUUGGCCUCCUCUGGUAUGCCACUGGCUACGUGUGAUUGUUAGUCCUAGCACUCUUUUUUUUAGCUCCUUGCUUUUUGCGAUGACACUUUGUAGAAUAUUCUGUUGUUAUUAUGUCCGCACCUUUACAGCCAUGGAGGUAUAUUUGAUUAUAAAGCCAGUCUCAGUUAUAAAGCCAUUGGCUUCGUAAAUGAAAUGACCUUUGAAGGAAUAAGUGCUAUUGCUAAGAAACUUUCAGCCCAGUAGGAAGGGUGAACAAGUGAAUUUAGAGUGGAUUUGACUUUUAUGGCAUGGCGUAGUGGUUGAGUCAUUUUGCAUCUAAAAUAGCUGGGAAAGCAGCUGUGUUUCGAAUAUAAGGCCAUGGCUUUAAAGGCGCUGACAUACGGUAUCAACUUUUGACUUUUAAUGCUGAAAAUGUAGCAGUAACGUCAAUAAUGUUUGUAUUCCCUGUGAACACAUGACUCUGUCGUGUAUUGCUUACCUUUUGAAUCGCUGCGCGAUGAUUGUCGUAAGUGUAUGCGUCUUGUACGGUGUCUUGUACGGUGUUUGCCGUAACUAAUUUCAGGCCCAUGUACAUGUAGUCUUAUAUCAAUCGAUUUACUGACUGUUUGACAUUCUGGUUCCUUACGGUUCCUUACUGUUCACUAGACUCUCUUAUUUAUACCACACAAUAUUUACUCCUUUUUGUCCGCUAAUGUGACACUUUUUCGGCGAUGGCUGUUUGACGUGUUCGGUGUCUUCACGGCUGUUCUGUUUGCUCACUCUGCGCGUGGGCUCCGAUACCACGGCCGUCUGCUGGGGCCCAAUGCCAUGGCCGUUGUAAAUCUAGCCACCACCACCA